GACAUCAUGUCUCCUGCACUGGCACUGAUCGUUGAUUCUGUUACUUACCGGCAUUUCUCCAUAGCAAGCCCUGUUCUCCACUCGACCACAUAAAAAAUGGCCACAGCAAUGCCAGUCUACUUCCCUUCCCUGUAUGACGAGAGUGUCUUCAACUCGCCAGAGACUUAUUUUAACAUCUGGAAGAAACUUGGGAUAACGUUCAAUGACAACUUUGACAUUGUCAGAGGAGAGGUCUCACGCUGGCCUCCUGGUCUAGCUGAUCUUAGUUAUAAUCCAAUGUCCUUUUUCUCAACACAUUAUCAGGAAGAUCUCAGACCCCGAACAAGCUUUUCUGACAAAUUAUGUGAGCUGGAGAUCCAGCUUAAGGAGAUAGAGCUUCUUAGUUUAACAGAAGAUUGGUGUGAUGGUCAAAAAUAUAACUUUUUGAAGGCAAAAAAGGAGCAGCUAAUCCAUUAUAUGAAGGGCAUGCAGGCUCACGAGAAAACGAAACAAGCUUCUUUACAAAGAAAAGUUGUUUACCUGUUACGUCCUGUGAAUAGACUGCAAAAUAAAAAGUAAUUUGUUGAA
Messenger RNA from Hyla sarda, 567 nucleotides. It is a transcript of the gene C6H11orf91, whose product is annotated as chromosome 6 C11orf91 homolog. The record is from RefSeq and is a predicted model, not a curated record. Lineage: Eukaryota; Metazoa; Chordata; Amphibia; Anura; Hylidae. The transcript is spliced from 2 exons. Bases 97 to 558 code for a protein of 153 amino acids.